ACUCUAAGGGACGCCACGAGCACGAGUGGGCUUGAGGCUGUUUUACCGUACUGUACCGAUUGUAAGUGCAUGUUCUUUACAGUGAUUGUGUGUGUGAGUAAGGAAACUAUUUAAAAAAAAUCAAAAAUACUACACGUAAAUGUUUGCUUUAAACGUUAUUUCAUCGGUGUAUCUCCCGUCAACUAGCUCUGGAGGAUUCGCCUUGAGAACUACGAGCAAUGGUGCGCGGUAGACGCUGUAACCCAGGGUUGUGCCGGCUCCCCGGCAGCUUGCCGCGCUGCGGUGGUAGCUGUUCUAGGAACUCAGCUGCGUGCUGCUUGCGCAUGUCGUGGGACUGAUUUCGCCCAACUCUAUGACUGUCUUGGCUGGCAGAGACUGCUUUGGCUGAACCCUUGCGUCGUGGAAUCACAGCACGACUACCACGUGAAGACGUACGGGUCCCUCCUCACAACCACGCCUUUCGACAACGGAGUCCGUUACAUCACCGUCCCACCGGAACCAGCAAUUCAUCACCGCACAACCACUCAUCACCAUCGGCAUACCACUCAACAUGGCGCUUCGCAAGUCGAACAGGUAGGUAUACAUUAUUAAUGAAAUAUGAAAAUUGAAUGCUCCAGAGAAUGAUAAUUGAUAAUUAAGCUGACUCCCUUCAAUCUUUAGACCGAAACACAACAGCGGAGGUAUUCUUGUUUUGUAACAGGUAUAGGAAAGUGCUCUCCAGACGGACAACUCGGCAUCAAUUAGACCUGUUUUAUAGAAAUAUGGUUAACAGACGAGCACUCAGUCCACUUGAUGGUUGAUGGAUGGUAAAUUCAUGCUGUGGCAAAUUGGCACUUACAUCCAUCCUCUAUUAAGAAUCGAAAUAUAGAUGCGUUGUCACCCCUGAGGUCUAAAAUGGAAUGCCUAAACGAAUCACCAUACGAAAUAUAGCAGUAAUAUACUGCUAUCUUACGCUGGUAUUAUGUGAGUACAUAGACCUUCCCCGGUCGAGCCGAAGCAUUCGUGCUGCAGCUAAAUUUGCUAUUGGCUCUACUAUAAGUAAAACCUACUGUAUCUCGUCAGCUUCUCAGUAUUUAAUAUUAUAUAUCAGUAAGGUCACCUUACGAGUAGUUUUUUAAAUAAACGUUUAGGUAACAGAUAAAUUCAUCAUCAUCAUCAUCAUCAUUACAGCCUUUCAUAAGUCCACUGCUGAACCCCAAGGAAUGCCACAAAACACGGUCCUGAGUCACCUGCAUCCAUCGACUUCCUGCAUGUCUUACCAGGUCGUCACUCCAUCUCGUGGGGGGUCGCCCUAUACUUCACCUACAGGUACGAGGCUGCCACUCGAGAACCUUUCUUCCCCAUCGGUUGUCGGUUCUUCGAGCUAUAUGACCGACCCACUGCCACUUCAGCUUACUAAUCUGUUGUGCUAUGUCAGUUACUCUGUUUCUACUGCGGAUAUCCUCAUUUCUAAGUUUAUCACGCAGAGAAACCACGAGCAUAACAGAUAAAUUGGCAUUACACAUUUUUAUUUAAAUAUUUAAGCUUCUUUUUGCACAAAUGGCAAUUGCACAAAAGGUAGACUCAAUAUCACAAAGUAUUCUCUGCCAUUAUAACUCCAUUGUCCAUAUUAUGUUAACUGACCACUUUAGGUAACACCAAUUAAAACUUAUUGUUGUUAAUAAAAUAUACAGCCUACCUAGGUGGUACCUACCCAAGCGGCCACUUCAAAUUAAAUUUUACAAAGUAAAACACUUUAAAAAUUAAAACUGAGCCGAGUACGAGAACGAGUUCAUAGAACUAAAAAGAACUACAAUAAUUUCCAUAAACAUAAUAGCUACUGAAAGCGGUGCUAUAGUGUAUAAUAAAGUGUAUAUAAGAAUUAAAGCCCCACUUUAAAUGCUAUUAAAAUUUAAUUAAACAAAAACUAUUUAGCUAUUCUAUUUUUAUUUCAUUCUAUUCUAUGCUAAUCCAUUCUAUUCCAUUCUAUUUCAUUCUAUUCUAUUAUUUUCUAUUCUAUCGUAAUCUAUCCUAUUGUAACCUAUCCUAUCGCUACUAUCCUAUCCUAUUCUAUUAUUUCUCAUCCCAACCCAUGCUAUCCCAACCCAUCCUACCCCAUCUCAUCCCAUCCCAUCCCUCCUAUCCUAGGAGGAGGGGGUACGUCCCGAUUUCAUAGUUAGCCCUGGCUACCUCGUACAACCAGCUUACUGUAUUUUGAAGUCUUGCAGUGGUAUGCGUGGGUUUGGACUUAAUUUUAUUUAUUACUAACUGUUUCCCGCGAGUUCGCCCGCGUGUAAUUAGGAUUUUAAUUAUAUUGCUCAGAACUCUAAUUAUUUUUCUCAAAUCUAAGUAGCCUAACGGUGGUAGAGCCACGCAGCAGUUUUUGCUGUUGCAUGUAUGGGCCGGCUCGAGCCGGGUUGGUACCACGACCUCACAGAAUACCGGCGUGAAGUAGAAGCUCUGCUUCUGCGUUUCGUGUGGUGAAUGCAGGUGGCCGGAGGCCCAAUUCCCCCCCCCCCCCCCCCCCCCCAUCAACAUGGUAGCGGAAUUACACGAUGAACUACCCCAGGAGGGUACCAGUACCCCUGGAGAAUCCCUCGCUGAGCAUCCACGACCAUGUUAUUCCGAUCCUGAGCGUGGGUGCUCAGGCUGCCCCGCGUAUUCUGGGGGGGGCAAAAUUCCGCUCAAAAGCAUAACUGCUAGGGGCAAACUGAGCAAGAACACCAAGGCGACCCCUGCCACGCUAUCCGUGAAUUUCUGCAACAUCAGGGGACUUCACUCUAACCUACACGCCGUCCACUACCAUCUCGAGACGGCGAAACCGGCCUUGCUCUUUCUGACCGAGACGCAGGUUUCCUCUUCGGCUGAUAUUUCGUAUCUCUCCUGCCCGGGGUACAAAUUGGAGCAUUCCUUUGUGCCUCGGGCUGGAGUUUGCGUGUAUGUCAGAGAGGACAUCUGUUCUCGACGCCUCGGCAGUCUUGAAGGUUCGGACCUGUCCAUCCUUUGGCUACGCGUAGACAGCGACGACCAUCCGCGCGUCUACGGGUGCCUCUAUAGGUCCCAUAGCGGUAAUGCCGAAACAGACCGACUCAUCGACCACGUCCAAAUGGCUACAGAUUCCUUGCUACAACAGGUCCCAUCCGCAGAGAUCGUGAUCCUUGGCGAUUUUAACGCCCACCAUGCCGAAUGGCUCGGUUCACGUCUAACCGAUCAUGCGGGGAGAUCUGUUUAUGACUUUGCCUUGGCAUAUGGCCUGACACAACUGGUUACUUCGCCUACGCGGAUUCCAGAUGUGGAGGAUCAUACACCUUCCCUGUUGGACCUUCUGCUGACCUCUCAUCCGGACGGAUAUCAGGUUUCCGUCGAUGCCCCUCUCGGCUCUUUGGACCAUUGUCUGAUCCGGAGUGUGGUGCCACUCACGCUCCCUUCGCGGUUGCGUUCUGCAGGUUGCCGCCGUGUUUGGCAUUACAGGUCGGCGGAUUGGGACGGAAUGCGGUCUUUCUUUGCAUCCUACCCAUGGGGGCGGGUUUGCUUCUCGCCGGACGAUCCCAGCGCUGUUGCUGACUCUGUCACUGAUGUGGUGCUACAGGGAAUGGAACUUGGUUUGGUCGCUCCUGUAAGACUGCAUUACGCAGUAAGCAGGAGUGCUAUCAAGCCUGGGCUGCGGCUUCGGCGACUCGGGAUGUAAACACCAGCACACUUAAAAAGAAGUAUAACUUCGCCUCCAGGUCCUUCAUAAGAGUUAUUGCCAAGGCAAAGUCAGAGCACAUAGGUAGAAUUGGCGAGAAACUAGUUCGCCUUCCUUCGGGAACCCGUGCAUUCUGGUCUCUCGCCAAGGCUGUCCAAGGGAAUUUCUGUAAGCCGUCACUACCAUCUCUGCACAGGGAGGAUGACUCACUGGCCCAUGACGCAAAGGACAAAGCCGACCUUUUAGGCUCCCUUUUUGCGUCCAACUCGACUCUUCAUGACGGGGGGAAAACAGCGCCGACCAUCCCGCGGUGUGAGUGCUCCAUGCCGGAUGUGCUGUUCUCACAGCGCUCGGUUCGCAAAGCACUGCUCUCCCUGGACAUCCAGAAGUCGAGUGGGCCUGACGGAAUCCCCCCGAUUGUGCUGAGGACGUGUGCUCCGGAGUUGGCACCGGUCCUAACGCGUCUUUUCCGGUACUCCUACUCCCAAGGCGUAGUCCCGAUUUCAUGGAAGACAGCUUUUGUCCACCCGAUCCCUAAAAAAGGCGACCGCUCAGACCCAUCCAACUAUAGGCCUAUCGCGAUCACCUCCUUGUUCUCCAAAAUAAUGGAAUCCAUUAUUAACUGCCAGCUCAUCCGGUACCUUGAGGAUCACCAGCUGAUUAGUGACCGCCAAUACGGUUUUCGUCGGGGUCGAUCAGCUGGUGAUCUUCUGGUCUACCUGACCCAUAGAUGGGCGGAGGCAGUAGAGUCCAAGGGGGAGGCGUUGGCCGUUAGUCUGGACAUUGCGAAGGCCUUCGAUCGGGUUUGGCACAAAGCGCUUCUUUCGAAGCUCCCUUCCUAUGGGCUUCCCGAGAAAUUGUGCAAUUGGAUCACCAGCUUCCUUGCAGAUCGGAGCAUCAAGGUCGUUGUAGACAGUGCAUGCUCUGACUACAAGCCUAUUAACGCUGGUGUUCCACAAGGCUGUGUGCUAUCACCAACGCUGUUUCUUCUGCAUAUCAAUGAUAUGUUGCUAACUGGUAACAUUCAUUGCUAUGCGGAUGACAGCACUGGUGAUGCUCUAUACACCGGCCGUGCCAAUAUUUCUCGGGAAAACGUCGCUGAGUACCGGAACAAACUUGUGUCUGAAGUCGAGUCUUUGCUGAGCAAAGUCUCGGAUUGGGGGCGACUAAAUCUAGUCCAGUUUAAUCCUCAGAAGACACAAGUUUGCGCGUUUACCGCUAAAAAGAACCCCUUUGUCGUAUCUCCUCAGUUUCAAGGCACUCCCCUUCUUGCCUCAGCCAGUAUCGGUAUCCUCGGAGUCGACAUAUCGAGUGACGUGCAGUUUCGUGGUCACUUGGAAGGGAAGGCCAAACUGGCCUCUAAAAAGCUUGGCGUGCUCAGCAGAGCGGGACAGUAUUUCAUGCCGGCACACCGCCUGCAACUUUACAAGACGCAAGUUCGGCCUCACAUGAAAUACUGUUCCCAUCUCUGGGCAGGGGCUCCCCAGUGCCAGCUCCUUCCACUUGACCGCAUCCAACGCAGAGCUGCGCGAAUCGUCGACGACCGAGCCCUUUCCGAUCGGCUCGAUUCAUUGGCACUGCGAAGAGAUGUUGCAUCCCUUUGCAUUUUCUUUCGCAUCUACCAUGGGGAGUGCUCUGAGGAAUUGUUCGGAUUAAUCCCAGCUGCCAAAUUUCACGAACGCACAUCGCGGCAGAACUCCCGAUACCAUCCACACCAUCUGGAUGAUUGGCGGUCCACCACUGUGCGAUUUAGAAGAUGUUUUCUUCCUCGCACGACCUCCUUGUGGAAUCGAUUACCAUCAGCGAUUUUUCCGGACCGAUACGACUUAGGGACCUUCAAGAAAAGAGCGUACUCCUUUUUAAAAGGCCGGCAACGCAUCUGCGAUUCCCCUGGUGUUGCAGUUGUUCAUGGGCGGCGGUAGUCACUUACCAUCAGGUGAGCCGCAUGCUCGUUUGCCCCCUCUCCC
Molecule: messenger RNA, 5634 nt
Organism: Parnassius mnemosyne (clouded apollo)
Lineage: Eukaryota; Metazoa; Arthropoda; Insecta; Lepidoptera; Papilionidae
Source: the annotation of a GenBank genome assembly